Messenger RNA from Pseudoliparis swirei, 2325 nucleotides. It is a transcript of the gene pllp, whose product is annotated as plasmolipin. The transcript has 4 exons. Lineage: Eukaryota; Metazoa; Chordata; Actinopteri; Perciformes; Liparidae. Bases 364 to 930 code for a protein of 188 amino acids. Gene Ontology annotation, molecular function: structural constituent of myelin sheath. Gene Ontology annotation, biological process: myelination. Gene Ontology annotation, cellular component: membrane. The record is from RefSeq and is a predicted model, not a curated record.
CAGAGACUCACACACCACCACCAUUAGACACCUGUCAGUGCAGGUGGAGAAAGUAACUGCUGGAUAUCGGAGCCUGCAGGUUUCACUGGAGGGCUCGUCUUUAACUCUUUGAGCAGACGAGAGGGACUUUGUUCAUUUGUGUUUUAUAUAAUGUUUGUGUUUUGGACAUAACUUGACUUCACACUGAAGGUUCAGUCUUGCUGUUGCCCGCCCGUGGAUGGACUCAAUGGUUACUGAAGCCCAACAUUCUCGUAUUCUUUGAGGAGUGAACUCUGUUGGAGGAGGCGCAUCCCGAAUCCCAUCCUCGAGGAGUUUGUUGUUGUUACUGCUGUUUCUGAGACGCCUCCAGCUGAGCUGCUAAUCAUGGCAGACUUCCCGUCCAAGGUUACCACGGAAACCAGCUCCCCCAACUCCCAGAGCUCUCAGCAGGGGGGCAACAGCCUCCGAGGGCUGGCCGCCAACGUCACCACGAUGCUGGACAUGUCCUUUAUCCGGAGCAUCCCGGCCAUCCUCAUGAUAACUGAAAUAUUUCUGGGGCUGCUCCACUGGGCGUUGAUCGCCAGCGCCCCCUACACGCUGUUGCCAGCGUACGGCUUUGUGAUGUUUGUGGCCGUCACCCUGUGGAUCCUCACCACCAUCCUCUUCUUCAUGAUCCUGUCCGGCGCCAAGCACAAACUCUCCUUCGUCCCCUGGCCCCUGACGAUGAUGGCGUAUCACGCCACGGCCGCAGUCCUCUAUCUGGCCGCCUUCCUGGCCAACGCAGCGUCCGUGCAACACUUCAUUGACUUUCCCUAUUACUACGGGCUUCUGGCAGCUGCCGCCUUCUUCGGUGCGUUGGUGACCGUGGCGUACGCUGCGAGUGCUUUCUUCUCCUACCUGGACUGGAAGGGAGACGGAGGGAACGCUGCCACCGACACGGUGCCGACCUAGGACUCAAACCUGGGAUGCCCAUCUCCUGUUGCUGUCGUUAUUUGGAUAUUCUACUCUUGAUACAUAUUACUGCUGACUGAUGACACACAUCCGGACCUCUUCUCAACCCCAGUAUUAAGAAUAGGAUGAAACCCUAAAUAUCUUCUAUGAUAUUUGUGGUCUUAUUACGACAGCACAAUAUUUCUUUAUGCGCCAGUCGCCUGCACUGAGGCCUCAAAUUCAGGCGUUCCUGAAAUAAUACAUUUAUUGAUACUAUUGUAAAUACGCAAAUAAAGCAGACAGUGCCUUAAAUUAUUGGUAAUCGCACCGCCUCUUGGCAUCAUAUAGUUACUACCACCUCCGGGUUGCAUUUAGAAUACACAAAACAUGCCUCACUGUGCACUUAAAGCAAUAAUUUUACAUUUCGGUGGAUUUGUAACUCUCACCUCCCGUGAUAGUUUGAUACCACUCUCAGGUCUGAAUGGUGAAUAUUAGCUGAGGCUAUGACGACUGGACACAAGGGGAACGGUGAGCUUGCUUGUUACCCAACUAUGAAGGACAUUAAGAUGCAAAACAUCAGAAUAUAUAUUUUAGGCCAUUUUUUUUUCAUAUGAGUAUAACACACUCUAUUAUUCCAACAGAUAUAAGAGCAUUGUGAAACCUGAUUUAUACAGUAGGGCCCAUUUUGAUGACCUCAACAUAUCAAGGUCCUGUCGUCCCUGUGGAUGUCGGCUUUGAGAGAAAGAGAUUAAACAACUUGGUCACAAGAAAUUACUCCAAAUUUGACAGCCUUGACAACUUUUCCUCCGGUGAGUGUUACCAUGAUGUGAUAUGCAUCACGGAGAAACAUGCAGAUUCAUAACUAUUGCAGUUGUGUGUUUAGUAUAUCCUGUUUACAGAGAGCGGUUGUUUCAUUGGUAACGCUGGUUGAGUGUCAGGGGAGGACCAUAUAUAUCAUAACAUAGUCGACUCCUGCUCGUGCGAUCUGUGACGCUCAGAUCAGGAAGUUGCUCUCAUACCUUAUCAUGGUCGUGCUGACGGUGUGAAGAAUGACUGAACAUGCUUGGUGUCUGUCCUGCAGAAAUCCAAUGUCUCCUCCCGGGUGCACAGGCUCACAUUGAAACAUAAGUCCUCCAUAGACCAAGCCAAAGCACUAAUGACGUUUGAACAUAUACUCUUAAUCUCACGCGUUAUUUAGAUGCAGGACAAAGUUUCAACUGUUGUCCCCAUCGAGCUGGGGGGAAAAGUGUGUCACAUAUUUCCUUUGAUUUAUAUGAUAAAGUACCCAACUCCUUUUGUAUGUGCCUUUAUGACAUGUGUCUUUUUGUACCAAGAAUUUGAAUACUUGAAAUCCUGUGGUGAGCGGCGGCUCAAAACCUGCAUUGUUCAAAUAAAGCAGUCGUGAUGUCAAUGUAA